Molecule: messenger RNA, 1125 nt
Organism: Trichoderma citrinoviride
Lineage: Eukaryota; Fungi; Ascomycota; Sordariomycetes; Hypocreales; Hypocreaceae
Exons: 3
Coding region: 1-1125 (374 amino acids)
Source: RefSeq, a predicted model, not a curated record
AUGGCGGAUGAUGACUUGCUGGAAAAGGUUCACAGCCUGAGCGACCUAGAGCUGGCCAUCCUGCUGUGCCUCGUCAAUCGGGAGCAUGUCUUGAUUAGCACUCCGCCAGCCGCCGUUGACGACUUGGUGCAGGAGCUCCAGCUGAUAGCAAGCAAGACAUUCAACCUGCAAUCCGUCGUCGUAAACUGCCACCCAUCCACCACGCUCGAAGACUUCGCCUGCGCUCUCCUCCUCCAACCUCAGCACCCUUCUCUCCCCAUCGCGAAGAGGACCUCCCGCUCCGUCUCGCCUUUUGCCCGAGCAGACUCGUACUUUGCGCUCGGCUCGCAGCCGAACAACCAACACCGAUCCUCCACACCGCUCAGCCCCCGUACCACGACUCCUUUCUCGACCUCUCCCCAGAUCGCCCACUUCGUCAUCGCAAAGAACCUCGAUCGCGCCCCGAGGGUCGUCCAGAUUCAAGCGCUUGAGCUGCUGCGCACGCGGCGCAUCUUCACGCGCACUUCCGUCCAGGCUGCGCCGAAGCAGUUUGUCUUUGUGCCCGUCCUGGGGGCUGCGAGCGGGGGUGAGGCGCACGUCACGGCGCAUCUGAACGACUUCUUUUCAGUGGCGCAUUGGCAUAACCCGGAUGAUGGGUAUGUCAACCUCGACGAGGUCGAAGGUCGCUCUGAUGCCGGAGAUGAGACGGCGUCUACGGAAAGCGUGGUGAAGAAGGAUACAACGCCGUCAAUAGCUCUAGUAUCAGACAUUGAAAUCAGCCACCUCGCAAAACUCAGUCAGGAGGUCCAGAUCGAUGUCGACAUCCUGCGAUACCAGAUGAACAUCGUCUCGUUCCUACGAAUGCACCGAGCCGUCGCAGGCGGCAUCUCCCCCGCGGCGACCAAGCAUCUGCACCAGCUCGUCAAGAGCCUCGCCCCCCUGCACAAGCUCGACUUCGUGACCCCUGCCCUCGUCGGGCUGGCCGUGAGGAAGGUCUACCUCCACCGGAUACGCAUCACCGAGCCUGAAAAGGAGAGGAGCAUGCAAUGGGGUAGCCAGCUCGAGGCUGUGGAAGCUCUGCUCGAAGAUGUAGGCCCCGAAGAGGUGAUUGAGGAGGUUUUGGAAAUGGUCACCGCGCCUCUCUGA